GAUGAGUCUGAACCAGGGACUUUACUCCGCCAGCGAGCUAGCCUGGAGCCUGAGGGAGACCGCUGCGACUGCGACCGCGCCGCUGGACAUCAACCUACAAAGACAUGACCACCAAUGCCAGCCCUUUGCACCCAUACUGGCCUCGGCACCUGAGGCUGGACAACUUUGUGCCCAAUGACUGCCCCACUUGGCAUCUCCUGGCUGGCCUCUUCUCUGUCUCUGGAGUCUUGGUUGUGACCACGUGGCUGUUGUCAGGUCGUGCUGCAGUUGUCCCCCUGGGGACUUGGCGGCGACUGUCCCUGUGCUGGUUUGCAGUAUGUGGGUUCAUUCACCUGGUGAUUGAGGGCUGGUUCAGCCUCUACCACGAAGAUCUUCUUGAAGACCAAGCUUUCUUGUCCCAACUCUGGAAAGAGUAUGCCAAGGGAGACAGCCGAUAUAUCCUGAGUGACAACUUCACGAUAUGCAUGGAAACCAUCACAGCUUGCCUAUGGGGACCACUCAGCCUAUGGGUUGUGAUCGCCUUUCUCCGCCAGCAGCCCCUCCGCUUUGUCUUACAGCUCGUGGUCUCUGUAGGUCAGAUCUACGGGGAUGUGCUCUAUUUCCUGACAGAGCACCGGGACGGAUUCCAGCAUGGGGAGCUGGGCCAUCCACUCUACUUCUGGUUUUACUUUGUCUUCAUGAAUGCUCUGUGGCUGGUGCUACCUGGAAUCCUCGUGCUUGAUUCUGUAAAGCAGCUCGCUCAUGCCCAGAGCAUGCUGGAUGCCAAAGCCACAAAAGGCAAGAGCAAGCAGAACUAAUAUAAGCCAAGCUCAAACACUGGCUGAUGAGGAACCCUCCACCAGUCAGAAGAGUCCAGUCCUUACUCCCACAGGUUGGAGGCACAAAAUGAAUUGAUCUGGCAAAUGCCUGCUGAUGGGUAAGCACCAGAAGGGCCAGAGGCAGAGGCAAGAAAGGAGGUGUGUGGAGCUACUGCCAGGAAGCACUGGGACAAAGGUACAGAGGAACCUAGGCAGUCCAUGAUGAUGGCAGUUUUUAGAAUCAGGAAAUAAAAGAUAUGGACCCUAACACUGAGAGAUCUUUAAUUAUUAACCCCAGAGAUGCCCUGUGACUGACCCCACAAACCCUUCCAUCACUCAUUCAUUUCACAGAUAACCGUUCUCUCAGCCAUAGACCCCCCAUCAUCAUCACAGAGACCUCUAAUUUAUAACCUCACAAACCCCCUAUCACUGACCCCACAGCGUCCCUUGAUGGCUAAUUAGAUCCACGAGACACCCAUUAUCUCUUUGAAGAAGUAAUCGUCCACUCACACCCUUGGUAUUCUCUCCAGAACACACUUUCUCAUCCUUUGCAAUAUGGACAGGCUGAGAACUUUCCAAAUCUCUAAGUUCUUCAAUUUAUUCAACCUCUUGUCUCCUGAUCAGGUACCCUACAGACACCCCAUCAAUAACUCCACAGAUCUUUCCUCACUCACCUCAAACAAUCCCCAUUACUCACUCCAAAGACCCCACCAUCAUUCACCCCACAGACUCACCUAUUUCUACCCUAAAGAUCUCCAUCACUCACCCCAGAGACCCCACAAAACUCACACAAGACCCAUCACUCACUUCACAUAACUUACCCCAACAGACCUCCAGUCAUGUACCCUACAACCCCAUGACUGACCCCACAGACCCUCUCACUCUUCCCACAAAUUCCCUAUCAUUUACCCUAUAGGGUGUCAUUACUUACCCUACAAAGCCCCGUAACUCACCUUGCAGAAUUUAUCACCUCAUACCCCACAGAUCCCCAAUUACCCCACAGAUCUUCCAUCACUCACCCCACAUCCUGUCAUCCUACAAACCACCUAUGACGUACCCACAGAUACCCCUCUCCCUACAGACCUGCCCCCAUCACUUCUCCCACAAUUUCUCUCAUUAACCUCAUAGACCUUGAGUCAUAAAACAAACAGGUACUUGAGGGAUUUGGGGGAGAUGACAAAGGAUGAAAAAACUACAGAUAUCCGUAGACUGGCUCCUGGUGACCUGUGCAGAGCAGGACUUCAGAUCAAUUCCUGGUUCUACUCAAGCCUACAGUGUAGCUUUUGACAAAUGCCUCAACGCUAAAGCCAGACACAGCCCACCUUUUGUCCAUUGCACUUACCCUCUGUGCCACUUACUAUCCCUUUGACCUUGAGCAUGAUUCUCCCUGACCUUCAGUGCUCUUCAUCUGUAAAAUUCUAAUAAUAGUACCUCCCUCAUAAGGUUUUUAUGCAGAUUAAAUCAAUUACUACAUGUA
Messenger RNA from Lynx canadensis (Canada lynx), 2274 nucleotides. It is a transcript of the gene EBP, whose product is annotated as EBP cholestenol delta-isomerase. The record is from RefSeq and is a predicted model, not a curated record. Gene Ontology annotation, cellular component: endoplasmic reticulum; membrane. The transcript is spliced from 5 exons. Bases 105 to 797 code for a protein of 230 amino acids. Gene Ontology annotation, biological process: cholesterol biosynthetic process. NCBI's taxonomy places the organism in Eukaryota, Metazoa, Chordata, Mammalia, Carnivora, Felidae. Gene Ontology annotation, molecular function: C-8 sterol isomerase activity; steroid Delta-isomerase activity; cholestenol delta-isomerase activity.